Messenger RNA from Chanos chanos (milkfish), 920 nucleotides. RefSeq names its product mitochondrial ribosomal protein S18A (gene mrps18a). NCBI's taxonomy places the organism in Eukaryota, Metazoa, Chordata, Actinopteri, Gonorynchiformes, Chanidae. Gene Ontology annotation, molecular function: structural constituent of ribosome; small ribosomal subunit rRNA binding. Bases 1 to 624 code for a protein of 207 amino acids. The record is from RefSeq and is a predicted model, not a curated record. The transcript has 6 exons. Gene Ontology annotation, cellular component: mitochondrial small ribosomal subunit; ribosome. Gene Ontology annotation, biological process: mitochondrial translation.
AUGGCCGUGAGCUCACUGGUCCAGUCCAUAUGGACGGGGCUUUCUCGAGCCGCCAGCCAAAAAAGCACGGGCUUGGCGCACAGGAUUUGUCAUUUUCCGCAGCGUCCGUCUUGUAGUAUUCUUCCGAACCGCAGUAUCCGACAAGUGGUGGAGAAACAGGAAGGCAGGACAACAGUUAUGGAGGGUGUGUCUGUGGAGGCAGCUCAGACAGCCCAGCCGCCCAACCCCACAGCACACUGUCCCAUUUACCGCUGGAACUUACAGAACAAAUAUUCCUAUACUGAUGUGCUGUUACUCAGUCAGUUCAUUAGGUCGGAUGGGGGGAUGCUGCCACGCCGGAUCACCGGCCUGUGUUCCCAGGAACAUCGUAAGAUUGCAAUCUGUGUCCAGAUGGCCCAUCGUGCAGGUUUGCUCCCAGAUCACAAACCUCCUUUACCAGAGGGUCACGUUCCAAAGAAUCCCAAACCCAAACUUAACAGGUACUUGACACGUUACUCUGUGAAGUCAGUGAAGCCCAUUUAUAAGACAGGAUUGAAGUGGAAUAAGAAACGUAUGCCCGUGGGACACCCAGCCCUCAAAGACAACAUCAGCUAUGGCAAGAAGCCCCUGUACUUCAAGCACUGACGGACAGGUCUGGUCCGUGGAACGACGGCAUUGUUUGUGGCAGUAUGAAAUGAUAUGGGUUGGAUUUGGACCAGACUUGUUGCAGGGAAAUAGCUGACAGUAUCUUCUCUUCUAUAUGGUUUAUGUCUCAGAUAACUCGAGUGCUGCUGUUUAUUUUAUCCAAUUCCCCAAACAACUGGGUCAGUGUUACACUCUCCGCAUGAGCAGGAUGUCGAUAUUGUGUUCCUCAAACAAACCCAAAUGUUCAAAGAACAUCUUCAUUUUGUUUAAAAAAUGCAAAUAAAUUGUCUUUCCUU